Ornithodoros turicata is the source of this 1094-nucleotide messenger RNA. RefSeq lists its product as uncharacterized. The transcript is spliced from 2 exons. Bases 110 to 883 code for a protein of 257 amino acids. Lineage: Eukaryota; Metazoa; Arthropoda; Arachnida; Ixodida; Argasidae. The record is from RefSeq and is a predicted model, not a curated record.
GCGUGCUGUCCUUGUGCUGCCACUGCUUCCUCUCUUUGGUACAUUCUCAUUCGUUUGGAGUGGAAGCGAUCAUAGCGUCGAGGCACAGCAACUUCCAUCGGAAGAGCUGAUGGAGACGUACAUUGCGAAGCUGUGGACGUGCGGUGUCCUCAGCAAGUUCCAUGUGGACUUCUGCAAGGACCAGUUCAAGCGAAGUCCCCGUAGCAGCAACGCUAGCAGCAAAGUUUUUCGAAUCAUCGCCGAUACGCCACAAGGGAAUGUGUCUUCACCGUCUGGUAUAAGGAAGACAUUUGCGCAGUGGCGAUUUAAUAGAGUCCUCUUGAAAGGCAACCAGAGUUCUUCCAGCAAGAAACCUGACUUCGACGGCACCGACGACUCCAUCAAGAUGUCAGAUGCGUUACUUCCCACCGCAAUCGGUAUCAAAGUCGGUGACGUUACUUACCCUCUGAACGACCCGACCUUGCCGUGGCGCCUGCUGGAGUACUUUGCGGAACUUCAGAUCCAGUUGUCGUCCAUACAAGACGUGGAAAAGCGGAAAACCUACUCGGACUAUCUGUUCCGUAAAAUGAACGUAUACCUCUAUUCAAUUGGUGGAAGUAACUCCGUGGUGAGGAUACCGUCGCAAGGCAUGAGUCCGAAAUCUUUCAUGAGCCUCAUCACCUACGUGGAGCUGUUCCUUAUUUGCAUGAUGUGCGCCUUGUUAGCUUGGUUCGUAGUACACUUGACAUACUAUUGGUUCUGCAGCGGUAGAGGCGAAAGCAGAACGGGCAGAAACCGGAGUGAAACCUACGAUGACCUGUCCAUGACGUCAGUGCAAAAGCGCAGGUCCCUGCGCCGAGCACUGGAAGAGCUGCAUGCCCAGAGUGAAAUUUUAACAGAGUGAAUGUAGUGAAGAGAGCUCGGAGGUCUUAACCAGGAGACACUAUACUCAAGACGUCAUGCCAUUGUUAGAUAUACUUGUAAGCAAAUUGGAAGUGUGGCUUUGCCUUUGGUUCUCAUUGUCUUCGUGAAGCCAUAGAAGUUCCAUUGGACAGGAAGUGACUUGGUAUUGCAUAGGUGUCAUAUGCCUAUCACAAUAAAAUGGUAAAGCGGCA